CAGGAGUUGGGGGCGGGCGAAGGGUGGGGACAGCAAGGGGGAGGGCGACGGCAGGGGGCUGCUGGUUGGUUUCUGGGGCGGGAAGCGCGCGAGGGAGGCGGGAGGCUGGAGUCGCGGGCCUCCAAGGUCCCUGCGCGGACGCCGCAGUCCAUUGUGCUUCACGCUCGGCGCGCUCUGUUGCAGAGGAGCCCGGGCCGGGACGAGUGGACCCGACUCUCCCCAGGCCCGGCCGCGUCGCCUGCUCUAGUCCAGCCGAGCCGGAGCUUCUCGGACCAAUCCCCGGUGAUUAUGCAAGAGAGCCGACCAAUCAGCUCCACCAGCUCAUGAAUAUUUAUGACCUUGGCUGAGUCAAAGCUUUGAACCGAGUUUGGGGAGCUCGGCAGCAUCAUGCUUAGACUUUUCAAAGAGACAAACUCCAUUUUCUUAUGAAUGGAAAGUGAAAACCCCUGUUCCGCUUAAAUUGGGUUCCUUCCUGUCCUGAGAAACAUAGAGACCCCCAAAAGGGAAGCAGAGGAGAGAAAGACCCACACCCAGACCCCCGCGAGAAGAGAUGACCAUGACCACCAUGCCAGAAAGUCUCAACAGCCCCGUGUCGGGCAAGGCGGUGUUUAUGGAGUUUGGGCCGCCCAACCAGCAAAUGUCUCCUUCUCCCAUGUCCCACGGGCACUACUCCAUGCACUGUUUACACUCGGCGGGCCAUUCGCAGCCCGACAGUGCCUACAGUUCGGCCUCGUCCUUCUCCCGACCGCUGGGCUACCCCUACGUCAACUCGGUCAGCAGCCACGCGUCCAGCCCCUACAUCAGUUCCGUGCAGUCCUACCCCGGCAGCGCCAGCCUCGCCCAGAGCCGCCUGGAGGACCCAGGGGCGGACUCCGAGAAGAGCACCGUGGUGGAAGGCGGUGAAGUGCGCUUUAAUGGCAAAGGGAAAAAGAUCCGCAAGCCCAGGACAAUUUAUUCCAGUUUGCAGUUGCAGGCUUUGAACCGGAGGUUCCAACAAACUCAGUACCUAGCUCUCCCUGAGAGGGCGGAGCUCGCGGCCUCCUUGGGGCUCACACAGACUCAGGUCAAGAUAUGGUUCCAGAACAAACGCUCCAAGUUCAAGAAGCUGAUGAAGCAAGGCGGGGCAGCUCUGGAGGGCAGCGCGCUGGCGAAUGGCAGGGCCUUGUCUGCCGGCUCCCCACCGGUGCCACCCGGCUGGAAUCCGAACUCCUCCUCUGGGAAGGGCUCCGGCAGCAGCGCAGGCUCCUACGUCCCCAGCUACACAUCCUGGUAUCCUUCAGCGCACCAAGAAGCUAUGCAGCAGCCUCAACUCAUGUGAGGUUAUCAGUUCGCACUCACCCGCCUCCUUCCCGUCUCCCAUGGCCCGGCCCCUCUCGCCUCCAGGUCCAUCCACCCUUUCUGGUGCCCUGGGUCGGAAGGAGAAGGACCCCGAGGUGAGGAAGAGGGGUGGGUGGAGGAAAGAAAAAGGAACAGAGGGUUUGCCGCCUCCCUGGAGGUCUGGGUCCAGCGAGUUUCCAACUCUCCGCCCGAACCUAGUUUGGGCCACGCCGUGACAGCAGAGUGGCCUCAAAGCAGGCACAGCCACUGGAGACCGAGCCCCAAGACAACCAAGACAACCGGCUGGACCCGACCAGACUCUCAGCUUUGUGAGACUUAUCAGGAAAAAAAAAUACGUAGGAGGGGGAAAUGCUCUUUUUUUUUUUUUCGGUUCUGUCUGUCUUUGUCUCCUUUUCGUACUGUCUGUGCGCUGAGUCAAGGUCCUCGUGUGUCUGCUGUCCUCAUUCUGCGGCCUCUCCAAAAAGUCACCAGGUCUGAGCCACACCGGUCUGCCUGCCGGCAGCCCAUCAGCGAAUCCUGGACCGCUUUUUCCUUUAUGGUCUUCUUCCGGGCCCUGCUUGACCACCUGUGUAGCUUGUUUGGGAAACGGGGAAAAUCAGAGGGAGGGGGGUUAAUUUAUUGAAAAACAGACUUUAUCUGACGGCUGAGUGUUGGCCAAUUCCAGGUUCUCUGGGGCAUGGAGUGGGCACUGUCCAAACAUACUAUUUACCUUGAAUACACCAGAAAAGGGAGCAAGGAGGGGGAUAGUGGUUUUUAAGGUACACAGUAACUUUUGUACUUUGCUGGAAUAGAGUGGUGGGAGCAGCGUGAUUUACAUUUUACAUGCCCCAUGUUUGUUAUUAAAAAUAACAAACAACAAAAGAAAGUACAAAGUAACAAAAGAAAGAGAAGUGAAGCCAUCGGGAUUUUGUCAGGAACGCGGACAAGAACACCCAGCCAAGAAGAAAAUCAUCCUCUGGGCAGCAAGAGAGAGGACCAAUGGUCCUUGGAGAGAAAAAUCAGUCCUGUGGAAGCCCCCUAAUUCCAGGUCUCUUUGAAGUAAGACAUAAACAGCUUUAAACAACCCCCAGCGGCUCAACCACAGAACACAAGUCGCCACCCUGAACGCACAGUCUCUGGUGCAGGAUCUAAUUGCUGUACAUAUUAUUAUUAUUAUUGUUAUUAUUAUUAAUAAUUAUUAUUGUUGUUCUGUAAACAUGUUGCACAAGCUUAGCCUCUUUCCGUUCCAUUGUGUGUGGCUGUAAACCCGAUGCUUUGUGAAAUAAGAAUCUUGACAUUUUACUUGUGAAAUUUGGAAAAUGUGAUCGAUUGAAAUCCAACCGUGUUUUGUGUUCUCUAUGUCAAAGUUUAGUUUUAUAUUGAGAAUGUUAACUUAUUGCUUUGUAUCUUGGGGGGAGGGGAACUUUGUAAAUAAGUUAUAAAGUUUCUUUGAGACAGUAAAAUUAUGAUUUCAUGAAAGA
Molecule: messenger RNA, 2798 nt
Organism: Onychomys torridus (southern grasshopper mouse)
Lineage: Eukaryota; Metazoa; Chordata; Mammalia; Rodentia; Cricetidae
Gene: Dlx1
Product: distal-less homeobox 1
Exons: 3
Coding region: 551-1318 (255 amino acids)
Biological process (GO): cell differentiation; negative regulation of transcription by RNA polymerase II; embryo development
Molecular function (GO): DNA-binding transcription factor activity, RNA polymerase II-specific; RNA polymerase II cis-regulatory region sequence-specific DNA binding
Source: RefSeq, a predicted model, not a curated record